This is a messenger RNA of Dalotia coriaria, 2450 nucleotides long. RefSeq lists its product as uncharacterized. NCBI's taxonomy places the organism in Eukaryota, Metazoa, Arthropoda, Insecta, Coleoptera, Staphylinidae. The record is from RefSeq and is a predicted model, not a curated record. The transcript has 5 exons. The coding region runs from base 144 to 2327 and encodes 727 amino acids.
AGCGCCACAAGUUCAAGUGGGACCUUCAAAGAAAGUUCAGCAAACACGUUGUAACCACUUUGAACUUGUAAAAACUUUUAGUGGUGUGUGACUUUUUUUUCUUGCUAGGUGAAACUAGGAGCAAUUAGGCAAUUAACAAUAAAAUGAAGCUAAACAAAUUAAUUCUGAUCGUUGGUGUGCUGUGGUGUCAUCAAUUCGUGGAGAUAUCGACCGCGCCAUCACCGCCAUUCAAACCCAGUCAAAGACUGCCCGGUCCUUUGGACUCAUCAGAUCAACUAGCGAUAGCUUACCUUGAAAAAGAAGCAGCGCGUGAAAAACGAGGAUCUUCGGCUUCCGGCAGCGGAGAUAUUCUAAAACACAUUAAGAAGUCCAUCGGACAAGGCAUCAAGAACAAAAUCAGUCAAAUUGCGAAAAGUUCAGCUGGUGCCAGUGCAUACUUUAGUAAAUCAAGCAGUGCCCAUCAUCAUGGACCACCGGAGCAUGGUCAUCACAUACCUUACCCACCACCACACCCACCACAUUAUUAUCCAGUACAUGGGCAUGGAUAUCACCAUCAUGAAGAUAAACCGUUUGAUAUUUUUGACUUAAAAAAGUCAGUGCUUUUCACCCUGCUGCAAGCAGUCAAAGCAAUCAAAGGAGGUGUGAUAGCCAUCAAAGGACAACUACUGAAAGGUGGCGGUCAUUUGCUGACCGCCAAAGGAAAACUGAUUCGUGGAGGCGGUGAAGCACUCACAACGAUCGGAAAGAGUAUUGCUUUAUCGGCCUUCCAUUUGAUGCCCGAAUCACACGAAGAUGACGAGGGUAUCAUUCAUGAGGCACCAGCAGAAGAACAUCCGGCUACAGGUUACGGAUACUCGGCACCAUCCGCCCCUGGACAUGACAUCCCAGCGAGUAGUUACGGCCAUCCGACAGGGGGCGCUUAUUAUCACAAUUCAGUGUACGACGGCAAACCACCGCCUCCACACCCACAUCAACACGACGGACUAAUCAUACUGCGAAAAAUACCGAAAAACCUGCGCCACCCGGGCGACAGCGACGGGGACCACACAAACGACGAACAUCAACAGCAACAUGAACAACAUGUACAACAUGAGGCACAUGAGGAGACGCACCAUCACCACCAUCACGGUCAAUACGUACAACAACACGAACAAGACCAACAAGACGUGCAAGAAUCACAAAAAACACCCGCGUUCCGUCCCUUAUCCGAUGGGAUCGUGCCCAAAAUGAAAAACCUUGUCACCUCCGUUUUCCAGUCAUCCGCGUAUCCCACCAAACACACCGCAUACGACAAUACACCCAGUCAUAGUCAAUACAACGCCCAGUAUAACAUAAAACAGAAUGUCGAGGCUAAUCAAGCAAAUGUAAAAGUUGCGCCGCAGCAAGCAAGUGUUGGGUCACUGGUGAAUUAUUUAGAGUAUAUUCGUGGUUUACAAAAGACUAAAACAGGUGCUGAUAAAGGCCAAAAGGUAUUAGAGAAAGGCGAAGCGGGAAAAGUGAAAAACGCUGUUUAUGUCACCCCGGCUCCGCAGGUAAACGGAAAAGUGAUUAAACAACAACAUGCAGAACCCAAUGCCCAUGAAUCACAGAAUCAAGCAGCGCCUGAGGUUCCGGGUAAUCAGAAUCAAGUGUCCCCUGAGGUUCUCAAGCAGGAAACUGCACUGCUCGAGCAACAGUUGCAACAAUUAGCUAGUUUACAAAACUUCCAACAGCAAUUGCAAUUGAUUCAUCCCUAUGCUGCUGAGGGAUAUCAACCAGUUCAAGUUCAAGGCCCUGUUCAGGGUCAGCAACAUCUUCCGAAUCAAAUUCAGGCAGGGCAAUUAGAUGCCCAAAACUAUCCGGUCGUUUUAGAUCUUCCCGGGAAUAUGGACCUAAGUUCACUAUUUACUCAAUAUCAGAUUGUCCCUGAUGUCCCUCGGGAUAUUCAGCAGGUUCCAAUAGUCAAUAGUCAAAGUCAACCUCAACAAUAUCUUGAAGACCCAAUGGUCGAAGCUGAAUCCUCAAAUAUUCCCACCUUUUUGAUUCAUGUGCCUGAUGAAGACGAAGUCGAAGAAGAUAGAUCUUUGCGACCUACUUUCAAACCCAAAUCAAAGCGCCAUUUACGUCCCCUUCAAGUUUCGCCAACUUCUCAGCGUCCUGUGAGCAAAGUAAAAAAGUUGUCACAAUUGCAGCAAGUGCAAUUGAUGCAACAACAACUUUAUCAUCUGCAACCCCAAGCAAAUAACAAAAAAACGACCAAACAAACUAAAAGAUCACCUACGUUUGACGUAGUACGUUCUAUUUCGUUUGAGAUUGACCCGAAUGGAGCAAUCAUAGCCAAUAAUUAAACUUGUUUACUGAAUUAGGCAACCCAAUAUGACGGCGUGUAAAUUUUUGACUAAAAUGACCAAAAUGACCCAUUAUAUGACUGAUUUACCAACGACAACAUAAAAUAUUAUUGCUUAUUAACG